CCGGGGAGGGGGCGUCUGCCCCCGCCGUUGCGAAACCCCCUCCCGGGCCGGCGGCCAAUGACGGAGCCCUCGGGGCGGGGUGGGGGGUGGUUUAGGGGCUCAUCAGCACACACACACAACCCCCCCCCGCGCCGGGGGCCCUUUGAAAUCCCAUCCGCCCUGCCCUCCUCCCCGAGGGGGCGGGCGCAGGAGGCAGCCCCCGGGUGUAUAAAGGCGGUGGCGGGCGGCGCAGGUAGCUGCUGCUCGGGGGCCGCGGGAGCUGCUACGCCGACCGAGACAGCGGCGGGGACGAGGGGCCGGGAGGGGACGGGACGGGACGGGACGAGGAUGCGGGGGCUGCUGGCGCUGCUGGCGGCGCUGAGCUGCGCGGCCCCGGCGGGGCGGGCGGCGGCAGCCGGGGGUGCCCUCAGCUCCAACGCCAUCAAGGGACCCCCCCCGGGGGGAGCGGCCGAAGCCAGCGCCGCCCCCGCCGUCCCCUUCGACGGCAGCAACAAGCCGCCGCCGGCCGCCACCCGGCAGCCGUUCCCCUGCGCGGAGGACGAGGACUGCGGCCCCGAGGAGUUUUGCGGGGGGGCGGCCCGCGGCGGGGGCGCCCCGCUCUGCCUCUCCUGCCGGAGACGCCGCAAGCGCUGCCUGCGCGACGCCAUGUGCUGCCCCGGCACGACCUGCAGCAACGGGUUCUGCACCUCCCCGGAGCCUCCCCAUGGAGCUGCCGAGGUGGAUGAGAUGGGCACUGAGGUUUUGCCCCGACGGACACCUGCGCCUGCCUGGAUCCCCACUGCCAAAGGUGAGGAAGGGGACUUCUGCCUGCGCUCGUCAGACUGCGCGGCCGGACUCUGCUGCGCCCGUCACUUCUGGUCCAAAAUCUGCAAACCGGUGCUGCGGGAAGGGCAGGUGUGUACCCGGCACCGGCGGAAAGGCACCCACGGCCUGGAGAUCUUCCAGCGGUGCCAGUGCGCCGAGGGGCUGGCGUGUCGGCUGCAGCGAGAGCAGGGCCCCGCCGACACCUCCCGCCUGCACACCUGCCAGCGGGUCUGAGCAGCGCCGGACGGACACACGGACAGGGCGGACUCCGGCCCCGCCGGAGCGGAAGGUUGUUUCUCAAGGGAACUAUUUUUAAACGACUAAUUAAUUGCAGUACGUUACUGUGUUGUGAAUACUCGAGCUGGCACUUAUGCUGUACAUAACGCCGGGACUUUUAAUGACUUUUUAAUUUGUUUUUUCUGAGGGUGCUGCCUUGUGCUCUUCAAGCCAUGACUGUGAUUUUGUACACACUGGGUUUUUAAAUCUACGUCUGUUUGCGCGAGAAUAAACCGAUCUUUAAAAUCA
This is a messenger RNA of Columba livia (rock pigeon), 1329 nucleotides long. It is a transcript of the gene DKK1, whose product is annotated as dickkopf WNT signaling pathway inhibitor 1. Gene Ontology annotation, cellular component: extracellular region. Gene Ontology annotation, molecular function: co-receptor binding; receptor antagonist activity. The coding region runs from base 58 to 1038 and encodes 326 amino acids. The record is from RefSeq and is a predicted model, not a curated record. NCBI's taxonomy places the organism in Eukaryota, Metazoa, Chordata, Aves, Columbiformes, Columbidae. Gene Ontology annotation, biological process: multicellular organism development; negative regulation of canonical Wnt signaling pathway. The transcript is spliced from 4 exons.